This is a messenger RNA of Penaeus monodon (black tiger shrimp), 2355 nucleotides long. Its product is annotated as histone-lysine N-methyltransferase 2D-like. The transcript has 4 exons. The record is from RefSeq and is a predicted model, not a curated record. The coding region runs from base 1 to 2355 and encodes 784 amino acids. Lineage: Eukaryota; Metazoa; Arthropoda; Malacostraca; Decapoda; Penaeidae.
AUGGAUCAAGACUUUGCCGACGGCAAUUGGAAAUUUCGAGUCCCCGCCGGCGCGUUUUUCCCUUUGGCGGAACUUCCCCUUUUGCCCCUGGCCCGGGGUGGCAACCCACCCCGUCAGCCCCCGGUGGCCAAAAAGGGGUUAGAGCUUUUGGGACUCAAGCCUGUCCCCGACGGAAACUCUGAAUUGGGGGGUUCGAGUCACCGCCCGCCGCGGGGUUCCCUUAGGAAAAGGAACUUCCCCUUUGAGCCUCCCAACCAGGGGGGCCAAGCCACCCAAAGCCAAGUUUUCUUUGUGAAACAACCCCAAGGAAAAACCCAUGGCCCCUGGGGUUUCGCACGUUUCCCCCUGAUCACCAAAAAAAGGUCUGUUCCCGGGUUUGACGCCCUUGGGGACGCCCGUGUCCGCGGUCUCGUCCGGGGUUUCUGUCCUCGGUUUCCCCCCGGGUUUCUCGUCCCCCGGAUUCCUCCUCGAUCUGUCCUGGGAUUCCUCCUCGGUCUCGCCCUUUCGGAUUCCCCCCGACUGCCCCUUCGGGAUUCCCCCGGUUUCGCCCUCGGAUUCUCCCCCGGUCUCAAAACCCGGGGUCUCCUCAGUGGGGUUCCUCACUCUCCCCUGGGCACGAAAAUCGUUUAUCCUCCCCCCGGUCUCCCCCGGGGGGUUUUGUCCGUGGGCCCCCGGGCCCUUUCCUCCCCGGUUGUCCUCGUUUCUCGCCCCUCGGUUUCGCCCUCAAAAACCCUCCUGGGCCCCUACUCCUCGGUCUCGUCCUCGGAAACCUCCUGGGCCCUCCGGCCUCGGUCUCGUCCUGGGAAAACCCUCCUCGGCCUCCUCCUGGGGGUUCUCGCCCCUCGGUCUCUUUCCUCGGAAAAACCCCCCGGGCCCCCUUCCCGGGUUUCCCCCGCCUCGGUCUCCCCCCGGGUCUCGCCUGGGAAAAACCUCCUGGGCCCUUUCCCCCUCGGUUCGUCCUCGGUCUCGUCCUGGGAAAAAACCUCCCCCGGCCCUUUCCUCCUCGGUUCGCCUGGGUCUCGCCUGGGAAAAAACCUCCCCCGGGGGCCUCCUCCUCGGCCCUCGCCCUUGGGAAAACCCUCCUCGGCCCGCCCUGGUCUGGGCCUUGGGUCUCUUUCCUCGGUUCGCCCCCCGGUCUCGCCCUCGGUCCCCGCCCUUUCGGAAACCCCCGGUCCCCGUCCCCCGGUCCGCCCUCGGAAAACUCCUCGGCCUCGCCCUCGGUCUCGCCCCGGAAAACCCCUCGGUCUCGCCCCCCUGGGUUUUCCGCCCCCCCGGUUCGUGGCCUGGGUUCGCCCCCCGGGUCUCGCCCUCCGGUCCGCCCUUCGGAAACCCCCCUCGGUCUCGCCUCGGUCUGGGUCCCCCGGAAACCUCCCGGCCUCCUCCUGGUUUUCUUUCCCGGGUUUCUCGUUGGGGAAAACCCUUUCCUGGCCUCCUCCCCCGGUCUCUUUCCUCGGGAAACCUCUUCGGUUGGUCCCCCGGGGUCUCCCCCCGGGGGUUUUCGUCCUCGGUCUGGGCCCUCGGUUUUUCCCCCUGGGUCUCUCCUCGGAAACCUCCUCACGGUUCCUCGGUCUGCCCUUUGGGAAACCCCCUCCCCCCUCCUCCUCGGUUUUCGUUCCAUGGGAAACCUCCCGGGGUUCGUCCUCGGUCUCCCCCUUUUGGGCCCUCGCCCUUGGUUCGCAUUUCGGUCCGCCCCCUCGGUCUCGUCUCGGAAACCCCCUCGGUCUCGUCCUGGGUCUGUCCCUCGGAAACCUCCUCGGCCCCCUUUCCUCGGUCUCGUUCCUCGGAAACCUCUCGGUUCGUCCCGGUCUCGCCCCCGGUCUCCCCCCUGGGUUUCUCGUCCCGGAAACCCCCCGGGGUCUCUUUCCCUCGGUCUGGGUUCCUGGGAACCCCCUCGGCCCCCCUCGGUUCUUUCCUUCGGAAAACCCCCCGGGUCUCGCCCUUUCGGUCUCGCCCUCGGUCUCGCCCUUCGGAAACCCUCGGUCUCGUCCCCGAUUCGCCUCGGAAACCUCCUCGGUCUCCCCCUCGGUCUCGUCCUCGGUCUCGUCCUCGGAAACCCUCCUCGGCCUCCCCCCCUGGGUCUCGCCCUUUCGGAAACCCCCCGGGGCCUCCCCCUCGGUCUCGUCCCCCGGUUCUUUCCCGGGUCCGCCCUGGGGUCCGCCCCGGUCUCGCCCCGGGCCCUCGUCCUGGGAAAAAACCUCCUGGGUUUCCCCGUCCUCGCGGGUGUCGUCCACUGGGGACUUGAAACCCCCGGACAACGGAAACCCCAAAAAGCUAGAUCCCGAGGAAAACCUGGCGCCCGUCCACAUUCUCGACUUGGGUUUCUCCCGCUGCGGGGGAGAGCCACAAAACCCAUGA